This is a messenger RNA of Neospora caninum, 15264 nucleotides long. RefSeq lists its product as hypothetical. The record is from RefSeq and is a predicted model, not a curated record. The transcript is spliced from 2 exons. Lineage: Eukaryota; Apicomplexa; Conoidasida; Eucoccidiorida; Sarcocystidae. Bases 1 to 15264 code for a protein of 5087 amino acids.
AUGUUUGAGAGCUCUGCCGCUGGAGCAGCUGACGCUGCAAGUGGCCUCUCGCCCCGCGCUCUCCGUCCCGCUGUUCCGUCGCGGGCCGGCAGUCCCAUACAGAUUUGUCGUUCGCCGCCCGCGGCUCUCUCGGCCUGCGGCCAGGAUCCGAGUAGCGGCGGGAACCGCGGCGAGAACGAACUGAACGCGCAGAAGCCUUCACUUCGCUCACCCCUCUCCAGCGAGAGUCCGUCUCCGUACUCGUCUUCCGCCGUCUCGCCGCCUCGCCUGCAGCUGUCGCCCUCUCCCUCGAGAGGACGAGAAUCAAGGGAGAGAGGCAGAGGCGCGGGGGAGCAGCGUGCGGGCGGCGAAGCGGAGGAGAAAUGGGGAUGGACUGCCGCCGGAGCUCCGCAGUCCUUUCGGCCGUCGGGAAUUCCCUCUGCGGCUGCUCAGUUCGCGGAACCUUCGUCGGGCUCCACGGCUUUGGGACUUCGGACAGAAGAUGCUUCUUCACUCGCUGCCGAUGUAACUAAAACACGAAGGGCUCCUCGCCAGGGUCUACCGUCGGGUUCUGCAGGCAGUCGCACGUGUUCACGGUCUUCUCCGCAUUCUGUCUCUUCUCCGUCCUCUUCUUCUCCGUCUUCACUUUUUUCUUCUCCGUCUUCUUUCAGCUGUCUCCGCGAGCCUUUGCCGGGAAGGAGACCUUGCGGCACGAAUGCAGGACAAAGCCGACGCGAGAGAUCCCCCGAGUCAACUGGCAGCGAAGCGGAGCGGCCUUGCGGCUGGGACACUUCGCGCGGCACCAUGGAUGUCUCGUCUCCGUGCUCUGCACGGGGCCGGAGAGGUCCGUCUCCCCUCGCCGCUCCGUCCUCUCCAGUCGUUGCCCCUCUUCCGUCUGGCGUGUCUCCGCGCCUCCGCUCUGCCGCCUGUCACCACUGCAGCGACCCGAGUCCGUCCAAACUGCGCUGCCUGUCGCCAAGGAGAGCAGAAGAAAGACAAGGUUCUGCGGCGCCUUCCCCGCUUCAGUGUUCGGGGCCGGUGUGCCCAGAAGCAGGCUCGACUGUCCUCCCUGCUCCCCACAUGCUCUUCCCUGGAGGCCUCUCGCCUCCCUUGAUUUCAAAGUCUUCGGGGGAAAGCGGAACUCGGCACUCACCCCGUGCCCGUUGCGCGACUUCUCCGAAGCCAGCGUCCUUGUGUACCUCUCUCUCUGCUGCCGUGUUGUCCUCGUCGUCUCCCUGCGUCUCGUCCUCCUCUGUUGCGUCCUCGGCGAAUCUGCCCUCCGCCGACCCUCUGUCUCAUUCGUCACCUCUCGUCUCUUCUGCAUCCGGUAUCGCUUCUUCCUCUCCUUUGAUUCCUUCCUCUGCCUCGCCACGUGCGUCGUCGCCAACUCCGUCUUGGUCGGCUCCUGACGAAGGAAGCUGCGCGCGAGCAGACCCUGAAGCGUCCAAGGCGAGUGCCCUGAACGGGACGGCUGCGGCUCAGUCCGCGCUCCGCGAGAAGCCGACUGAGGGGGUGCACAGCGAUCGAAACAGUGGAACGCCUCGUUCCUCGGCCUCUGACGCAGCAGGUUCUCUGCAUGCGAGUGCGGCGGCUUCGAGGCUGUCAAGGCCAGACGACCGAACCGACACGGCGACCUCUCUUGCAUGUGGAGUAGACGGGGAGAGAGAAGACCUGUCCACUCGGAAUGAAGCGGCCUCAGGCGUCAGACGGGAGGAAAGUAGUGCUGGGGGGGCGGCGAGUUCCGUGUUCUUGGAUGCCACGAGUCAGUCUCGUCGCGAGGAACUCGAGGGGCGAGUAGCCUCUGCGCACCCCCAACGUGGGGUUGAGCACUCACACAGGGAGGGCGACGCUGCCGAGGACCAACAGACCCAGGACGAGGCGUCUCGCUCCGCCCACUUCCCGGAACUUCCAAAUCUUGGUGCUCACCCCCCCCGAGAAAAUUCAGAUUCUGUCAGGCAGACCUCUUCACGGGAGAUCGGCGUGUUCAGGGACAGCAGGUCGAGUCUUUCGAGGCCUUCUGCCGCGUUUGAGGCAUCCGUCGAUGUCCGGUGGGAAGGAGACACAGACAGGGCAAGACGCGAAGGCGUCUCGUCGCCGUCUGGUGUCUCGGAUCCAACUGCAGGCGUGCGGGACCAGGCAGGUCGGUCGCGCGGAAGGACGGAGGGACUCGGAGAUAGGAGACAAGUGGCCGAGGGAGACGCCGAGGAGGCCCCGCCGUCGCUCGAGGGCGAGAGAGCAGUGAACCGAGCGGACCGGCACGCGGGUGGAGGGGACUCAGCUCUCGGACCAGAUUGUGGGGCCGGUGGAAAGGAGGCGGCCGUUUCUCGACGGCCUUCUGAGGGAGCAAAGCGUGCUGUGGAGACCAGUCCAGCGCGCCAGGCUGAAAGAGUGGAGGAUCCGGUGGGUGUCGCAUUUUCGGUGUUGGGCGGCGAGAAGGCCAGCGCGACUGGUCGCGGAAACGCGGAAGUUCGGCCGGACUCGUCCCGGAGUCCAGAGGCCAGAACCCGGGAGCUUACGAAGCAGGAAGGCAGAUUCCUGUCGGCAGAGAAUCUCCCUUUGCCGUUCUCUCCGUCGGCCACGUCCCAGUGGGUCUCCGAUGGCGGAGAGGACGAGUCUGCGCGGGCGUCUUCUUUCUGUUCAGCCUGGAGUCCGUCGGAACCGCGACAGGAGAACAGGUCCGAGGGGGUGAGCGGCUGGCAAGGGCCGUCUGACUUGGCUCACGGCGUGCAGGCCUCCUCGCUUCUCGCGGCGGCGUCUACGCGGCCGGACAGAGGCGAAGCGGGCGUCGUGUGCGGCCGACUUGGUGCGCAUGACCAUUUCUUCUCUCCUGAAGCCAGUCACGCAUUUGCGUCCGCCUCGUCUUCGCAGUACGAAGGACAGCUUGCCUCCGCACCCACCUCGUCGUUUCACACGCCUCGAGAGGCUCUCACUGUGGAGGGCUUCGACCUGACCUGCUGGGGCGAGAGCCUGCACAAGCGGACAGAGGGCGAACCUCGCGGGGACGCAGACGAGGACUUGGGAAGCGAGUUUCGAACUGCCCGAGGCAGCCGACGGCUGGAGCGGGACUCCCUCACGCACUUGGCAGCUGCGGGGCCAGCAGGCGAGGCUCAUGCGGCCGCGACAGGCGUGAGCGAGACAGAGACAGCAGUGACGCGAAUCCUCGACGGAGGCGAUGGGGCGCCUGCUCUGAGGGAAGCAGGACACGCCUGGGAACACGCCUCGCUUCUGUCAGUCGAAGAUCGGAGUGCUGAAGGCCCUGGCGACGGGGGCAGAGACCCGAGUUCUCUCCCGGCGAUACCGUGUCUUGUCACUCGCGAGAACGGGGAUGUGGAGGGAGACGAGUCCAGCGAAAGUCGUGGAUCACUGGGGGAGGAAGACGGACAAAACCGUGGAGCGCUUGACAACGGGACGCAGGACUCUGGGCGAGAAUCAAGGGAGUCGGAAGAGCGGUCUUCCUUGAGAGAGCAAUCCGACGAUCGAGAACGCGGGCCCAGCGCCGCAGAGAACGGUCACGGCGAGGCGAGCUUUCCGGCUUUUCAGGUGUCCGAGCAGCCAGUGGCUGUGUCGCCCGCUGAGCGAUCUCCAAAGGACGGGAAAGAACGCCUUCUGAGCACUCAGGCUGACGCAGAGGACACGCUUCCCGCGCAGGAUCUGCCGCUUCCGCCGCGAGAAGAGAGAGAGAAAGAAGGGGAGGUUGAAUCGAGCCGUCCCCAAGUCGCGCCUCACCCUGAGUGCAGGAGUCCCGUUUUUUUGCGGGAGAGGGCGGGCGACGCAGACGUCCCUGUGGCGGCGUUUCCGGAGGAGAAUCUCCCCUUGCCAGUGUCCGAAAACCAGGCCAGGCGUCUCGCGUUCCCGUCCGCGGCCGGGGAGAAGGCCCACUCGGAGCGUUUGUCUCUCCAGACGUUGCCGUCGAUGGAGCGCCAUGCGAGCGGGUACCGCCGGUUGUCCCUGGCUUCCGACACCUCGGGGCCUCGCCGGCACUCCUUCUUCCAGGGGGGAGGGGCGUCGGACGACGGCAGGCAGGCGAUGAGCCCGUCGUGUCUGCCGCAGACGAAACGCUACAGCUUUCUGGCGAUGAGUGGUGACGAGUCGGUUUCCUCGCUGUCGCAGUUUUCCGGCGAGGAGAGCGCGGGUCGGGCUCGCAGGCUGGGGCCGAAGCGGGAAAGGGAGAGGCGACGCCGCCAAGAGGGCGACCGAUACUUCCCGGUAAGCGAUAAUCGCGCACCGUUUCUCCCCGGAGUCAGCCCCGGAUAUGCCUUUCCGAGCGGCGGUUCCCAGGCGGGCUCUCCAGCGUCCGAUCCGGGGACGCAUCCGCGUCGGAUGGUCGGCGGCGCGUGUUCGCCACCGGGAGAGCCGCAGUCUCCUUUUCUCUGCUCACGAGGGCCUGAAGCCGUGGCAUCGGAGGCGAGGCCCCCACUCACGGGCCUCUCGGCGACUCCCGGCGCUUCCCCCAGGACUGCCCCGUUCUACGCGCCUGGCGGCGACGCGGCUGCUCGAGGCGCUCCGUCCGAGGUGUCCGCUCAGCGGCCUCCAGUUCACCAGCACGGCGUGGCUGCGUCGCCUGGCGCAGGAGUCCCUUUCGCUUUUCCGCAGAAACUGUCUCCCGGCGAGCGGCGGCCGAGUCCAGGUGGUCAGCCCCAACAGCCCUUUGUUGGAGUGUCUCCUCAGAUUCUUCUUCAACAGCAGCAGCUCUUCCUGCAGGCGACGGCAGCGCAUCCCCUUCGCGGCGGCGUCCCGUCACCCCCUCAGACUGCUCUACAGGUUGCGCCCCAGCACCUGCUGGUGCCCGUUGGGCCGUCAGUGUCUCCGCUUCACCACGCAGCCCUCGCCGCGCGGCGCCCCCCGGGGGCGAACGCGAUGUCGCCCGUGGAGAUGCACCCGGCGGUCCCUUUCCUCCCGUUCUUUCCGGUGGCCCAGUCGGCGCCUCCUGUCGCGCCGGGGUACCCUGGCGGCCCGGGGCCAGCUGCCCCGCUGAUGCCCGUGUCUCCGCCGUUCUCCGGCUUCGCGCCGGUUCCUCCCAUGGCGGGACCGUCUCCGGUGCCCGUAGUCGUGGAGGGGCCCGCCGCAGUCGUCCCUCCAGCGCCCCACACGCAAGGGGCGAUGCGGUGUGGAACCGGGGCCAGCAGGGAAGGCCCACAGAAGGGCGAGAGGGGGGAGACCGGAGCUGGAACCAACCCGCAGGCGCCGUGCGCCGCGUCGCCACCCGGGGCAGGCACACCACCCAGUGGUGGACCAUGUUUGCACGACCAAAUCCACACCGCCAUUCAGUCUCUACAGGAGCUGUCGCAACAGCUGGGCCACCAACACCAGCUCCAGCGGUUGCAGCAGCAGCUUCUCGCCUCUCAGAGCUCCGCGCUCCCCGAUGGGGCUCGGAACCUCCGUGCUUUCGGCGGACGGGCGCCGCGAGCGGCUGCAAAUGCUCCCACAGCGCCGGCGCCUCCCGCUGUCCCUGUCGGGUUGGGGUCCCCAGAUAGAGGGCCUUCGCGCGUCGAAACGGGCGCGGACCGGAAGGGCGCAGGGCGAGGCGAAGCAGGCGAGCCCGCGAAUCCCGAGGGGGGGCGAGGCGCCUCGCCAGCGGAGGUCGCGGGUGAAGCUGAGCCUGACAGUGGGGCCGUGUUUCCUGGAAACGGUGGUGCCGCACCAGCCAGCGCUCGGGCACAAAACGGCUCGGGCGCGUCUUCGGUGUCUCCUCCCACGUCUUCCCCCGACUCGUCGUCCCCGUCCCGUCAGCCGACGCCUCCCGCUGCCGGUGCGCCUGCUCUUCCGUCUGCUGCGAGUCCCGGUCCCUCGGGUUCCUCCCCGGCGGGCCCCGUGGGGCCUUCUGGGGUCUCCGUGCCGGAAGCUUCGUCCGCCUCUCAACCUCCCGCGGCUCCUCUCUCGCAGAGCGCGAACCCUGUCCCGGCGCUUGCCCCCGUGGGCGCCGCGCCGGUUCCCUCGUCUUCGUAUGCUUCGCCUCCGCACCAAGUGUGCCGCAUUCUGUUGCUCUCCGAGCAGCUGCUGCAGCAGCUGCUGCACCACGUGACGCCGACGGCUUCGGCUCGGGACGAGAAGCGACUCCUGUACAACUCCCUCGUGCACUUUGUCCACAACAUCUUGGGGAGUGAACAUCUGCGCGCGAUGAUCGAGGCUGUCCAGCAGCAGCUGGCGCAUGCAGGCGAGUCGGCCUUGGGGAGCGACUGGCCGCUGCGGAAUGUGCAGCUGCAACUCGUCGACUCGGCGCGCGUGCCGAUUCUCACGCUGAGGACGCCGGACGCCUCCGUCGUGUGCGACAUCAGCGUGAACACGAGCAACAGCAUAUGGCAUUCGGAGUUCUUCAGCUUCGUCCUCCAGCAGCGGCCGCAGCUGCGGCCUCUCAUGCGUCUCCUCAAGGUGUGGGUGCGGAACCGGAAGCUGCCCACCAUGAAGGAGGGUGGUCUUCCCAGCAUCGUCUGGAUGAUUCUCGCGGUCUACUUCUGCCACGGCGGGCAGCGCCACCAGCUCCGAACGAGCCGCGCUGGCGACGAGGGCGCAUGCAACUCGCGAGCAGACCGUGCGGCGGGGCUGCUCGGCGCAGCUGCCAGUGAGGGGCGCGCGCGGGAGCGUGGAAACGAAGAGAAGAGCGUAGGCGACGCGCAGGCCGGAAGACGAUCCGACAAAGACGCGGACGAGUCCGAAGCCGCGCAGGGCGACGGCGAGACGGGCCCUAAGGCCGUAGGGCGCGUCCCGUCGGCUUCGCUUGCCUCGAGUCCCAAGAACGGGGCGGGACAGGCAGAGCCUCCGCAGAGCCCCGAGGCGUCUGACGGGGGCGCGGGGAACGGGACUGCUUCGUCUGCACACCUCGUCAGUCCCUUGGGGUUUCUCGCGCCCAUGGUAGGCCUGCCAGCCCCCAUUCUUCCCUCCUUCUUCCCGCUCCUUCUGUCGCUGCUCCAGUUCUUCGCCCACCUCCGAAACCGUACCUGUCUCUCGCAGUCGAUCUUCAUCUGCUGCUCGCCGUCCGGCGCGGCCGCGCCUGCAGGGGCGUUCCCGCGGCCCUCCGUGGCGCCGCCCCCCGCUGGCGAGGACUGGGGCCUUCGCCAGUUGCCUUCCGCGUCUGGCGUCAUCGCGCCCGAACUGCACCAAGCGCUUGCUUCGUCGGCGAUUUUGUCGGGAGGCAGCCCCGGGGGGGACGGUGUCCGGCAGAGCGCGAGUGGCGGAGCUGCGCUGCCGGUGGGUGCGGCUUCGUCUCCGUUGCUGGUGUCCUCUGUGCCCAAGCCGAGGACCGAGGCGGCUCAGCGCAUCAUUUCGUCCUUCUGCCACGGCGGCGUCUGGGACGAUUUGCUCUCGGUCUACGACUACCCCAAGACGAACGCCGCGUACCUGCACACGGUCGGACCCGGCGGCAGCUUCCAGGCAGGCGGCUCCGCAGCCUCGACGUCGACUGGAAACGCUGGCGCAGCUCCAGGCGGCGGGCCAGGCGAGGAGCCUGCGAUCGACCUCGCGGCGAAGGUCUCGAGCGCCACGUGGCUGGUGUAUCUCUACGAGCUCGGCAGGGCUGCGCACCUGCUCAACUCCUUUCUCAAGGCCGUCAACCGGUUUCACCUCCUCCUGCAGAUUCUCCACAGCCAAGCCGCGAAUUCGCACCUUCAGACCCAGCUCCAGCACUUGCGGACGCUGCAGAUCGAACGACGGGCGGCGGUCUCUGCGAACGGCGAGACGCCUUCAGAGGAACGUGCGGCGAAGCGCAAGGAAGAGCCGGAGGGCUCUGCCGCGACUUCGCGGCGGCCGUCCGCGGCGGGUGGAGACGACCAGACUGCGAGCGCAGACGCGCACGAGGCGCGUGUGAAGGGCGACGCGAAGACGGGGAUGUUGGAGACUGAAGGAGACGAGAAAACAAAGUUGGGACCUCCAGGCGCGGCCUCCAGCGGCGCGCCAGGGUCGUCCCCGACCUUCCCUUUCACGCAGGGGCUUCAGCUGUUUAGGCGCGACUUGUUGAUGGGCGUCGCAGCGAUCUUCGACGAGAUCUCAGACGACCGGUAUCUCCUUCCUGCGACCUACGAAGAAGAGCACGAGGAACCUGAAUCCGCACCCGCGGACGAAGCUCUGCUUGAUGCGUUCCUCAGCGCGGGAGACGCAGAAGACCGGGAGGAUCCGCCUCCCGAGGCGUCGCCUGUGUCAGAAACAGUCCAGACGAAGCAGACAGGGCCAGGAAGCGAUGCGGCGGCUGUGGCGCUCUCCGCGUCGAGCGCCUUGGCGACCGGAUGCGGAUCGCAAAUCGGGAUGCCCCCCAGUAAAGGUCUCUCCGAGUUGGCCGAUUCCGUGCGCAUCUCCGUCAUGAGGCCCGCCACACUGACGUCGAAGGUUUGGCUGUUAGCUGUUCUCGAGGGCAGAUUGUGCGUCAUCGAGAGCAACAAGACCUGUCAGGAAGGCGGCUGGUGGAGUACGCAGUUCCUCAGUCGCAGAGACGUCCGCAGCACGCUUCACGGGCGCCUCUAUCUCCUUGUGGGGCUGCAGCCGCUCCAGAGAUAUCUUCUCUCGCGCCAGAGACGCUCGCGCGGCGAGGGGCGGCGGCCCGCAGCCAACGGGCCGGCGGAGACGGACGGCGCGGCCUCAACAGAUGGGAAGGCGGACCCGGGGGAGACGGCGCGCGUGCAGGCUGCAACGGGACGCGGAGUGGAAGGACAACCGGAGGCAGGGACGCCACCGGAGAUAGGGAAAGACGCCAGUGGGGCGGAGACUCUUGGAAGUGGGGGGCGCGGAGAUAGGGAAGAUGUCGACGUUCUCUCCGGCGUGGACUCGGUCUUUCCACUGUCUUGCUGCGCGCAAGACAGCGCAUCAUCGUCUCGUGAGGCCGGUUCGGCCGGUGACGCGCCUGAAGACGCGAGUCAAGAGGAAGAGGCGAGCUCGUUCUUUUCGUCGGAGGGUCACUUCCCCGCGUUGCUGGUUCCAGUCAAUCCAGAGAGCGUGACGCCUCCCGUUCUUUUUUCACCGUGCAAUUUCGUCACGCGCCUGACGGUUCUCCAGUGUGGAGUGCCUUCCUCGCUCGCGCGUCCCCUCCUGUCUCUCUUCCCGUCUCUGGUCCCGGGGAAGACGAAGGGGGCCGAGGCCGGCGCGAAGGCCCCCAUGUCUCUGCGGGUGCUGCCGUCUUGGGAGAUGGCGCGCGUCGCGACUCUCCACCGCAUCGCCGCCACGUCGCCGUGGUUCCACACCGCCGCCCCCAGGCACCAGACGCUUCUCCACGUCGGCAUGCGGGCCCCGCUGCAGCCGACUGUGGCUCGGUGUCGCCACUGCGGCGUUUCGGGCGUGGCUGCGGUCGGCGGUCUCCUCGACCAGGCUGAGAAGGAGCUGCGCGAGGCCAUGCACGCAAAGUUUUCUGCCUCCGCGGGCCACGCCGGCCGGAGCGAAGCGCGCGUGGGUGACGCGAAGAGCGGAGACGCUGGGCCUCCUCGCGCGUCUCGGGAGACGGGCGAAGGUCCCUUUGAGGCUUCGCCGCCGGACGAAUCUGGGAACAAAAACGACCGCGAGGAGACACGAACUCUGACGGCGCUGGCCGCCUUAACGCUCGCUGCGGAGCGCCUGGAGACUUCCAGUCGGAGUGGCGCAAAGGCAGGGACGAACGCGGGACCGGGGUCCGUCCGGGCGCCCCCCGGAGACGCUGCAGGCGAGGAGCGGUGUGAGGCCGACCGAAGCACAGACGACCAGAGUGGAAAAGGGAAUGUGCGGCCGGCACGAAGCGCUCCCACCCCGGCUCCUGGCAGUAGUGCGGGUGCGGGGACGGAUUCCGGAAGAGGCGCUGGGGCACCGGCGACUGUUCCAGGUGCGGGCGGAAGCAAUGCCUGGGGGACUCGGCCGUCGCCGCCCUAUGACUCGGCUGCGGGUGCGCAUCAAGCGGCGAGCUUCGGAGCUGCUCUGGGCGCGUCGACCGGGCCGAAUCUGCCGAUGCUCCCAGGAAAGAAGGGCGGAGUUCAAAACCCAGCUGCGUCUGCGCCGCCUGUGCCGCGUCCGCCGUCGCACCUCCACGCGGUCGCGUCCGCACCCGUUGGCGGACCGCAGCACCCGCUGCUGUCUCCGUCGCCCUUGGGAGCUGAGGGCGCACAUGCAGGUCAGUCCGCACUUGGCGCAGUCCCCGGUCGCGGGUCUGCCGUAUCUCCAGUGACGGGACCCGCAGGCGUCGUCCCUGCCCCGGCCGCGCAUCUUCUUCCGCAGCCUCCGCCGGUCUCCGCGCAGCCUCAUCCGCCCGUGGUCUUGCUCCUGCCGGUGACUCCGCAGCACCUCCUCGUUCAACACCAGCAGCAACUCCUCCAGCAGCAGAUGCUGCAGCAGCACUUCAUCCAGCAGCAGCUCGCGCACGUGGCGGCGGUCGCGGCACUCAACGGCGCGAGGCCGCCUGGGGUUGGAGUGCUUCCGCCGCGCCCCGUGGAGCAUCCCGGCGCGAGGCCGCCGCCCCGGAUGCCCGCAGGCGUGUCGGACGCGCCGGCGAGCGAGCCUGGAGCUGCGCAGAACUGUGACGCCGCGGUGGCGUCCCCGUCGCAGCCCUUUGAAGCGGAGGAUCUUCGAGGCGCGCAGCAGCUGGUCUUCCAGGAGAAAGCGCCGAGCGAGAAGGCUCGGCAUGCAGGGUUCUACUACGGCGGGAGCCCCGCUGGACCGGGGAGGAGCGAGGGCAGCGGAGGUCGCGGUGCUGGAUCCAACACGCGCGGGGCGGCGGUCUCGACGGCAGGCAGCGCAGGCGACUCCAGGCGCGGCUCUCAGCAGCUCUCGAGUCUCCACAGUGAAGACCACGCUGGAGGCGGCGGCUUCCCAGGUCUCGGGUCUCCGGACGCUCAGAACUGGGGACGAGGCGGCGUGCCAGGGAGCAGUGGAGGCACAUCCAAUGGGCGAGUCGCGGGCGGCGGGAUGCAUGCAGGAAGCGCGCAGGCGGCCGCGGGAGGUGGGCACCAUCCCGGGUUUCCGACCAGAAGCACCGGCAGCUGCGGUGGCAGCGGCAGCCCGCACGGCGGAAGUCGCCAGGCGAAUGGAGACGGCGUCCCCAGGUGGGGCCCUGGAGAAGAGCGAGGCAGUCCUGGCUUCCUGGAGCUGCAUGCGGCGCGGCCGGCGGAGCUGCGAGUGAACCAGGAGGUUCAGGGCGGUUUGAGUCAGAAGCGUCGAGACGGGGACGGAUUCCCUGAGUUCACGUCCGUGUCGGGAGUCGAAGAAGACCCGGCGGCAGUCGGCAGCUCCAAUGGGAGCGCUCGGACUGGGAGCGACGGCCGUCUCGGACUCCCUGAGCCUUCGAAGCACCGCAGAAGCACGGGAGAUCUGGUUCGGGGAUCGACCGAGGCCUCGGGUGAAGGCGCGUUCGAGGGACCAGUUCACAGAGGUGGAGACGUUGAGAGGGGCAAAGGAAGCGGGUCCGGAAGGGAACGCAGCUCAAGCUUGUCCUCGAUUUCGUCCUCCGCUCUCGUGCCGGCCGCAGGGGGGGCUGGCGAGGAGCGCUUCGACGAGGGCUUCGCAGGACAGAGAGGUCGAAACGGUCUCCCGCGUGGUCUUAAACCGUCGUCUUUGUCGCCGUCCGUUUCUGCGGGACCAGGCAUUCUGGCUGGGGGAAGGGCGAAGAAAGGCCGAGUCCCAGCUGACGCAUCUGUGCCGCCACGCAACUUACCGCCCGCCGACGGGACGGGUUCACCUCCGCCGCGGUCUUCUUCCUUCACCGCCUCUCAGGCAGACCGGCAGGCGGCAGAACCGCCUUCCCACGCUUCCCUUCCGACUGGAGGCGUCUCUUCGGGGCCAGCAGCGUUUCCCGGCGCGGUUUGCGCGGCUGCGCUGGUGGAGCCCUCGCCUUCGCCCCACAUCCCUGCGUCUCCGCCGUCUGCCUCGGCGCGUUCGCCCCUGUUAACUCCCGCUGCUGCAGCGGGCGCUCCUUCGCUCCAUCCACGCAACGCGCGCGCCUCCUUGCCGCCGUCUCCGCUGUCUCCGUUCGCAGGUGCGCCGCCUCUUCUGCCCCUCCAUGCGGCGCCGCACGGGUCUGUGCCUUUCGCGUCGCCGAAGACAGACACACGACCGCAGAGUGCACGCGGGACUGGUCAGGCGAGGGACGGAAGGCAGUCGCCGACCUACCAGGGUGUCGCCUGCGAGUCUCCGCCUUCCUGUGUGGACGACUGGAAUCACGAGUGGACGAAGAGCGGGCGGGGCGGUAAAAGGCAAGAGUCGUGGGCCUCUCAGCGUUGUGGCGGGAACGGCGAGCGGUCGCAGGCGGCAGCUGGCACCUCGCCUUGUCGACCGGCCAGCCCAGUGAGUUUCUACGCUAUCGGCAGCAGCGACGAACCUUCGUCUGGCCAGACAGAGGCCGCGAGUUCCGUCUCGAGGAAGAGCGAUGAGAGCUACCCGAGUGCGGGGCGGCUGUCGCCUGCUGCAUCCAGUUUCCGCGAGGGCUGUGCACCCGACCCGUCCAGCCGGGCCAGGAGGGGUCCGGGAAGAGACAGUGGGGAUCCUGACAGACGGCGCGAGGAAGACGACGAGCGAGGAAACAGGCCGAGUUCGCCACUUGGCAUUCACAGCCACCGAAAUUUGGGUGCAACGGGGGCUGGGUAUGGCGAUAGCGAAGGGAGAGAAGGGCAAUUCGAGAAGGGAACGUCGAGGACGCGGUCGGUCGAAGGUGUAGCCCGACUGACAAGUCCCUCGAGUUCCCUGCAGUCCGCGUCUCCCCAGCAUCCCUUCGAUCCGUCGUCCGUGGGUUCUUUCGGGCCUGCAUCCCCCACAGACGUGCUGGAGCGGACCGACGGCGCGCCUCGCCUCCGUGCCUGCUUUACUGGCGAGGGCGGAGCGAUCGGGAGGAGACGCCCAGAGUACGAGGAGGGCCGAGAGCAGACAAGGUUGGGUGAGAGGAUGAAUGGCGAGUCGGUGGCGUCUCCGGCGCGCGUGGCAGGCGGUUCCGAGGAGCGGGCGCAGCUGGUGAGUCCGGCGUCGUUUCACGGGGAUACCUCGCUCUCUCUUCGCUUGAUGGGCGAGCGAGAAGAAACGAGCUCGGCGCCACAGGUGCCUUCGUCGCCUUCGUCCAAAGACACGCCGACAGCCUCGACUCCUUCCUUGUCGGAGAGAGGAGCCGCGCAAGGCGCCACCGGAGACAGCACUUCGAGCACGUCCUCUCGCCGGGUAGCCCGCGAGCGGAUUCCCCUGAAGCAUCGCGCAGAGAAGCUGCUGUAUGUGCCUGGAGCUCUGAGGCGCCAGAAACUGCUCGGGCAACGCGCGGACGGCCAGGCCUGUGCUCCGAUUGCCGGGAGUGCGUCUUCGAUGGGUCAGUUGUCGGUCGACUCUCCGGGGGAGACAGGCAGGGACAGAGGCCUGGCGAUUCCGCCUCUCUCUCCCGCCUUGUCUCUUCAGUCUUGCUCAUCCGGCGGGCCUCCGAGCAGCGGCGACAGGGAUCGCGGCUCGGGGAGCUUGGCGUCGUCUUCAUACGCAGGUUUCCACUCGUAUGUGGCGUCCCCGUGCACGGGCGACAGAGACGCGCGCCGUGGCCAGGGCUCCAGCACCACGCCGAACUACGCCUCGUCCCGAACAAGCAGCUACCACGAAAGCGCCGCGACGUCUCCGGGAACGAGCUUCGCUUCGUCUCCCUCGAGCUAUCCCGCCAGCCGGCACGAGCCCCACAGCCACAGUGCGGGAGUCACGGGGCUCUUUGGCGGCUACCACGCCUCUCGGAACGGCGGCAACGCAUGCAGUCGGAGCAGCAGCCGAGACAGCGAGGGGCGAGGCGUGAGCGUGGCGUCUGCGUCCGCUCCAGCAACGUUCGCCGGGGCGAGGAGCGGGAACUACAGGAAGGGCGCCGGUCCAGACACCUCGCGCGAACGCUUCGCGUACCAAGACCAGCACGACUACGAAGAGGGCCGGAAACUGCAUGCAGGCGAGAGACUCGGCGGCCGCGGGCCGCCCCCGCCGUCCCAGGGCAUCUUCGCGUACAACGGUGCGCAUGCAUUCGCCUCGUCCGCGUCUGACCAGCAAAGGUUCACGCCCUACGGUCGCGCAAGUGGCGCUUCCAGCGGCUCGAGUGGGGCGUCUUCUGUGCGGUUUAGGCCUGGUGAGGGCCUCGACGAGGGAGGCCCGCGCGCGAGCUAUCGAGGUGAAGGCACGCAAGGCCCAAGGUACGCCUCACUCUCAGGGGCUGUCGGCCCCGGCGAGAGAGGGACAGGCCCUGGGAGCUACCCUGGGUACCCGCCCAGUCACCACAGCUUUAUGAGUCCGAAAGAAGCGCUGCGGACGCGGCACCGAGUCGUCGAAGAAGUCCACUGGCGGCUCGCCCACAACAGGAAGGUGCUCUCCGAGAGCGCCCACGGAAGCGCGAACUUGGACCAUGCGUUCGCAGGAGCCCCCGCCACGCCCGUCGGUUCGGAUCGCCAGUCGGCAUCGGCCGCAGGCAGCGGCCAGAGCAGCACGGGAGGGGGUUACCUGUCGAGUCAGAAGGCGUGUUCGUCGUUCGCAGAAGGACAGGCCAAGGCACAGUGGGUGACUUCCAGUGCGCCUGCAGCGGUUGGCCCAGGCCCCGCGGGCGAAUGCUCGCCGCCGCAGAGCCCCACGCCGGACAGCAUGUGCGAGGACGAGAGUCCUCGGAGCCGCAGGGACGCCGGGGCGACGUAUCCGUCUCCGCGCGACAGAGAUCGCGUGGGGCCCUCGUCGUUCUUCGACCGAGGCGAAGAUGACUUCCCGUACUCGGGACGAAGAGGCAGUUGCCACGAGGCACACGCGUACGCGAAUUCUCACUUCUGUAGACGAGGCGAGUCAAGUCGGAUACCCUGUGGCAUUGAGCCAAGUCGGACGACAUCAGGGGGCGCGUCGUUGCCUUCGUUCCGCCGUAGGCCGACAGGCUCCCAGUCCCACGUCGCGUCUCCGUCCUUCCAGCCCGGUGCGUCGUCCACGGCGACUCCUGGGCCAAGUGGCUUCGGCGCUGCAGGGCGUGGUCACUCGAGUCGGGGCAGCAACGGGGGGGGUGGUGUGUCUCCUUUCGCGUCUGGCUACUCCCACGAUGGCCAUGCCACCGCGACGCCAGGUUCAGCAGGCAGCGGGAUGUCGAAGAACGGCCAGGCGCGGUUGCUGCAUGCAGCGUUGAACUGCGCGGUGGGUCGGUCGGAAAGCUCCGGCUCGUCCCCUUUCGCUUCCUCGCCGCAGUUUGCGGGAGUCGGACACUUCUCGAGCAGAAACGCGGAAGCCGGCAGGGGAGGCCGCGGCUACGCCAGCGCAGGCGGAGAGAGACGACUUGAAAAUGCCGCGUCGGGGGACCUGGAGACCCCGCCCCUGGGCGCACGCCGCGAGAGUUCCGCGGCUUCGGGUUCGGAUGACGACGGGAGGGGCCAAGAAAGGUGA